AACUUAAUUUGGUAAGUGGGUUGGAGGGAGACCAUGUUCAAAUUCUCCAAACUUUAUUCAUAUAUGUUAACGUUCUCAGUUCCAUGAGGUUGUGGUCUUCUUCCAGAAAUUUUCCAAGCCUCUGAUAGGGUCUGAGCUUUUCCUAGAGCGCUCCAGGCUGAGGAAGAGGAGGGAGAGGAGCGCGUAAACCGCCCCUCUGCUUCUUCUACACUCCGCUCACGACAGGAGAUCCGCGCGCGCGUCGAUCGUCACGAGCGUGUAGUUUGUGAAUGAAGGAUUCACAUAUUCCUGUCGGUGGGUCUUGUCUGUCAGGUUGUUGUCUUUGCGCAGCAGCCGCGAGAAGAGACGGACGCAGAGCUGAACGCGAGGCUUGACCGGUGCCAGCUUUAUUGGAAAAUGGGGUGUCGGCUCCCAAAGCUGAGGAAGACAGAAGACAGGCACAGCCCGGGCAACAUCUACUCGACUCUCCGAAGACCUCAGGUUGAGACCAAAGUUGGAGUGGCCUACACCUACCACUUCCUGGAUUUCCUGUUGGGGAAAGAAGAGGUUCCGGUGUCGUCUGUGCUUUGUCUAUCGUCGGUCAGGGAACUGCCAGUCCAAGUCAGGGAGCUUUAUGCUCAAGGCUUUGUCUUGGUUGCCGUCCACCCCUUUGUUCACCCCUGUGGCCCUCGCCACGCACACAUCCAGCGGCAGCUCCACCGUGCCGUGUUGGUCCGAGAAACCCAGAGUUUAGAGAAAAAGCAAUGGAGAUGGUCCAGAAGUCGCUUGGAGACGGACAUCUGUGUCGCGGGUCAACAAGCUGCAGACCCGGAGGCGAUCCAAAGUUAUGUGAAGAGGAUCCAGGAUGUAGCGGAACAGGGGGUGACAUUUGUGGGAUUUCUCCAGCAGCCAGGUGGAGGACUAUACAUCUCAGGACACUGGGAACCCGAGGAGCUGUCGUCCUUACAUUCAAGCCCCUCCCCUAUACAUCGACACCCUUUUAGCUCCAACGCCAGCCCAACGGAUCCUGACGAAACACACCCAAAUGGAAUAGAUGCCGAUUUUUCCUGCUGUGAGUCUGAAAACUUAGAUCCUGACGCUCUAAAACUCAACAAACAAGACCAGAACACUUUGGUUCCAAGAGAGCAAACCUUUUUUAAAUACACUCACGUUUUAGAGCUAAACAAAGAAGAUUCCAACAAACAUGUCCAAAGUGAACCAGAUUCAGGCUCACUGAAAGACAAUGAUGGGUUAAGUCUGCCGGAAAAAACUGUAACUUUAAGGCAGCAGGAAUGGCAGCGGUCAGAAGGCAAACAAAACCUUCCUGAAGCCACAGAAACAUAUUUGAACUUUUCCAAUGAAAGACAACGAAGGUGUUCAAGCUCAGAUAGCUGGGUGAGCUCUCCUGAACUGGAUCGCAGCCGAGACAGAAAAUCGAUGAAUGCAGAUGGGCAAAGCAGUGUGACGACGCACAACAACAACAACCACAUCAGGAUGAAGAGUUCUCACAGAGACAAAAGUGCAAAUUCCCCACAGCCACAGAACAGAAUGCAGCUGUUUGCACUGUACAACCACUCGGAGAAACUAAACUCCUCUCUGAGGUUCUAUGCUCUCCGAGUGCCACUCAGAGUGCAGAAGGAUGCAGGGCUAAUCACAGAAGUGGACGCCAACUGGCUCGACCACAUGACUCAGCAUUUUUCCAGUGGAGCACGCCUCAUCGAUGGGUUCUUUCACCUCCCGGAUGAUAAUGAUAAUGGAGUUUCCUCUGUGGACAGUGUCUUCAUCUUCCAGAGGUCUGCAGAGGAGACCUCGGGUGUCAGCUACGAUGCCAUCGUGGUUGAGCAGUGGACUCUUGUUGAUGGUGUUGUGGUGAAGACCGACUACAUUCCACUGCUCCAGUCUUUGGCUCUGUAUGGAUGGAGACUGAUGUGCGUGUUACCCACACCUAUUGUCAAGACAAACAGCGAUGGAAGUUUGUCGACUAAGCAAAUCCUUUUCCUUCAGAGACCCGUUUUGCAGCGCAAGAGAAAAGACUUCAAGCUGAACCUCAGGGGUCGCAGCAAGGCAAAGAAAAGCUCUGCUGGAGAGGCUCUCGACGAGCAGGAAAACAGGUCCCUUGUGAUGGAGACUGAGAUGGACAGGCUGAGACUUGGCGCCGAAGAGGAGGAAGAAGACGAAGGAAGCGGGAGCAGAGCGAGCCUUCAGAGACGCGAAGAUGUGCAGCAUCAAAGGAGCUUCCUGUUUGAGCGCAGGGCUUCGGCUGAAGACCAGGAAGAGGAAACUGACAUUGACGAGAGCCCCCUGUCCAAGCUAGAGAAAUCAGUUAGAUGGACGGAUUUCUGUCAGAAAUGUGAUGGAGGGGUGAAAGAGGAGGUGAGAGUGGAGGAGAGGAUUAAACAGCAGCUAUUUUCAGGGGUUUGUUAACAGUUUUGGCACAUAGCCUGAAGUGAGGGUUAAAAACCUGAAUAGCAUAAAGAAGAAAAAAGCCUUUUAGCGCAUCUGGUCUCUGCUUUGUCUUUUGUUUUACAGCUUUUCUCUGAAAAAUGGAGAACAUGUCACAGCUUUCUGUCUACUAUUAGAUGCACCUUCAAACAACAUUAGACAACAUUACAUGCCGCUGUAAUUAAAUAUAUAUAUAUUUGUGAACCACAUAUUUUAAAAAAAGUAUAACGGCUUUGAAAACACAUAGAGGCUUCAAGUGGAGGUGGAUUAAUACAAACAUGUCUGGACACGUGUUUUUACUAUUCUAACUGCUAAUUACAAGAUAGUUGAAGUUUUCUGUGGAGAAUUCUGCAUUGGAACUGGAUCAAACCAGUCUCACACGCUGUUUGUUGCUUUGUUGUGGGUUUUUCUUCCAGUGUUCCUUCAUCUGCUAAAGCUAAGAAGACUGGGGCUGGUUCCACGGGAGGCCUUUCUGUUUGCAAGCUCCUGCUGUGAAAUUGAAAGUGUAAAACUAAAAGCAAAACAAAAACAACAAAGCCAUCAAAACAGUAUCGUAAAGAGUGGUCACAGCAACAGUGAUACAAUGGAGAACUCAGAAAUUGUAAAUCUCAGAAAUCGACUGAGUACUAGAGUCAGACCAUCGCAGCUUCUUGAUCAAGUGUUCACCAUGAAGAACGCUGUCCAGCACGGACUGUUGUCUGACUUCAAGAGAACAUACUGGAGCAAACCGAAUAGGAAAGCUGAGAAAAGAAGAACACAUUUGACUAGACUGAAGGCAAAAAGAACUCACAGAAAUCAGUCUGUAACAGACUGGAAAAAAUAUGGCAUAAAAAUGUGAAAUUGCAUGACAGGAAACAUUUUUGGACACACUGGGAAUAAAGAAUUUCUUGCAGAACUGCAUAAUUAGCCUUUAAAAAGCUGCUGACAACAGGAUCAAUUCAAAAUUUUGGCUGAGUGCUAAAAAAUAAAGGGAUCAAAUACCAUUGAUGUUUAAUUAGAAAAUGCAGUAUCGAUUGAUCAAUCAACUUUUUUUUAAUUAUAUGUCUUGAAUUUAUUUUGACAUUAAAAACAAAUUUUUGCUAGAUAUUAUGGUAAAAAUUCCCAUUUUUUAUUGUUGAGUAUUACACCUUUCCUUAGUUUAAUUCAAUGGUUAUCUGCAUUGCAAAAAAAAUGUCAAAAAUUCUUACCCCAUUUACAUCUUUUCUU
Molecule: messenger RNA, 3627 nt
Organism: Oryzias latipes (Japanese medaka)
Lineage: Eukaryota; Metazoa; Chordata; Actinopteri; Beloniformes; Adrianichthyidae
Source: RefSeq, a predicted model, not a curated record